Molecule: messenger RNA, 399 nt
Organism: Closterium sp. NIES-67
Lineage: Eukaryota; Viridiplantae; Streptophyta; Zygnematophyceae; Desmidiales; Closteriaceae
Source: the annotation of a GenBank genome assembly
GGAAUGUCAUCAGCCCCAUCAGUGGAGGAAGAGGAGGAAGAGGAGGAGGAGGAAGAGGAAGAGGAGGAGGAGGAAGAGGAAGAGGAGGAGGAGGAGGAGGAGGAGGAGGAGGAGGAGGAGGAGGAGGAGGAGGAGGAGGAGGAGGAGGAGGAGGAGGAGGAGGAGGAGGAGGAGGAGGAGGAGGAGGAGGAGGAGGAGGAGGAAGCGGGGGGCGGUAUCCUCAAGGCGGAAGGGAAUCUCCAGUCGAUGAGGUUCGGCUCGAAGGCGAAUGGGAGGCAGCGGUGGCGGAUCAGGAGGGCGCGGCCGUCCAAUAGCGCGACGACAAAUGUCGAAGCGAGGCCGAGGAGAGUGUCCCCCAGACCCCCACAGCCGUGAAACCACUCGUAGGUGAGGAAACGC